UCACAGCAUGUCUUGUAUAAAUACUUUAUUCUGGAUGAUUUCUUGGUUGCUUGGCAGAUAUCAGGUACAAGACAUAUUAAAUCUCUAAAGAAUGUUCACCAAUGAUGGAGCCACAGACAUUAAGAUUGUCGACUGGAAUGGCCCUGAUGACCCCGGAAAUCCCUUCAACUGGUCGACAACCAGAAAAUGGAUCAUGACAUUUGCUGCCGUCUUCACCACGUUUACAGCGCUGAUGAACGGCACCAUCAUCACCGUCGCCCAUGAUGCUCUCGACCAGCAAUUUGCCGUCAGCGAGACAUCAUUCCCCAACUCGUACUGGCCCGUCACUUCGUGGGCUCUUGGAGGCGCCUUUUUCUCGCUGAUCGUUCUGCCUAUCAUGGAGGACUUUGGCAUCCGAACCGUCUUUCUCCUCACUCACCUUCUAUUUCUGCUCUUUCUGAUACCGCAAGCCGUGGCCCAGAACUUUGCAACGUUGAUCAUCACCCGCUUCUUUGCCGGUGGAUGUGUCUCGAUCAUGGGCAACACCGCCGCCGGCGUCAUUGGCAACGUGUGGGAAAGCGAAAAGGAACGCACAAAGCCAGUUGGUCUGUGGAUUGUUGCGUAUCUGGCGGGCAGCAGCAUUGGGCCUGUGGUUGGGGCAUCCAUCUUCCAGUUUCUGUCGUGGCGAUGGAUUUCCUACCUGCAGCUGAUCUGGUUUGGGAUUAUGUUUCCCUUCAACUUUGUCAUCUUCCAAGAAUCGCGAGAUACGGUGAUUUUGAAACAACGGGCGAAGAAGCUUCGGGCCGAAGGGGAACAGAAUGCAUACACACGGCAUGAGCUCGAAGCAGAGCCAGUGGCGCAGAUUCUCCUGACGAGUAUCCAGAGACCGCUGAAGAUGCUGCUGACCGAGUCUGUCGUGUUCUGGUGCGCCAUGUGGUCUGCGUUUACCGUGGGCACGCUGUAUCUCUUCACGCAGUCUGUUGAACAGGUGUUUGUGUCUCUGUAUGGCUGGGAUCCGGUCCAGGCUGGAUACGUGCAGGCAGCGGUGGUGAUUGGCCAAGUGGUUGGAUGGCCGUUUUCGUUGAUUUCCGCACAUUUAUACUUCAGUUCUGCCAGUCGCAAUACCGAGAUGCCCGGCGUGCCUAUCCCUGAAGCCCGAUUGUACAUGUCGAUAGGAGGAGGGAUAUUCGGGAUGGGUGGAGGCAUGUUCGUGUAUGCCUGGACCUCGUAUCCCAAUCUUCCCUGGAUUGCACCGGCUGUCGGGCUCUUCAUGGUCGGUGCGGGCUCGGUGGUGGUGGCGAUUGGCAUCAUGGACUACAUUGUGGAUGCAUACAGCCAGUAUGCCGGCAGCGUGAUGGCGAGUUGUGUGCUGGGCGAGAACACCUUUUCAGCAUUCCUGCCUCUCGCCGCGAUGAGGAUGUACAACACGCUGGGCUUCCAGUGGGCGAGUACAUUGCUGGGUUUCGUUAGUCUGUUGCUGGUGACUGCACCGGUUUGUAUCUUGAUCUGGGGGAGGACAAUUCGACAACGAAGUCCGUUUAUGCAAGCAGGAGAGAAACGGAACUGAUGAUUCAUAACAAGGAUUGUCAUUGUAUAUUCAUGAUAAAUCAACCCUAAUAAUAGACUCAUUCAGCCUAAGAGUUACAAAAUGCCACCAAAAAUUCCACCUAUUCUUCGUGAUCAGACAAGGAAGAAGUAAUAUCAACGCCCAAUGGCGGACCCG
This is a messenger RNA of Aspergillus wentii DTO 134E9, 1702 nucleotides long. RefSeq names its product putative MFS multidrug transporter. The transcript is spliced from 2 exons. Gene Ontology annotation, biological process: transmembrane transport. The record is from RefSeq and is a predicted model, not a curated record. Bases 92 to 1546 code for a protein of 484 amino acids. Gene Ontology annotation, molecular function: transmembrane transporter activity. NCBI's taxonomy places the organism in Eukaryota, Fungi, Ascomycota, Eurotiomycetes, Eurotiales, Aspergillaceae.